Neospora caninum is the source of this 2184-nucleotide messenger RNA. RefSeq lists its product as hypothetical. NCBI's taxonomy places the organism in Eukaryota, Apicomplexa, Conoidasida, Eucoccidiorida, Sarcocystidae. The transcript is spliced from 3 exons. Gene Ontology annotation, molecular function: metal ion binding. The record is from RefSeq and is a predicted model, not a curated record. Bases 1 to 2184 code for a protein of 727 amino acids.
AUGCAGUACCAGUACAGUCUUCUCAAUGCAAUUCCUAGAGCCGGCGCUGCUCAGGCUCCCAAGCAGCGCCCGCCUCCGCCACCGCCUGCGUCCCCCCCCGGUUUGAGGCAUUACACGCUGUCCGAAGUUGAGCUGGCGACCUUCCGCACGCAACUAUGUGAGAAUCAUCAGAAGGCACAUUGUGCUCAGCCAGACGCUUGCCCGCAUUCUCACUGCCUCACUUGGCAACGCAGGAAUCCAUAUGAGAUCAUUUACGAUCCUCAUCUUUGCCCCGGCAUCGAGUUCAGACGAUCGAACAGUAAAAUGAGCCUCAUCCGCCACUGUACGCGUGGCCGCAGCUGUACAUAUGCACACUCCAAGGAAGAGGAACUCUAUCACCCUCUCAUGUACAAGACUAAGAUCUGUAGUGUGUUUCCGAACUGCGACCGCCACUACUGCCCCUUCGCCCACUCUGUUGACGAGAUACGACAUCCGUAUUCGAAUCCCCUUAUUCAGUCAAUUUGGGGCAAUGGAGAUAAUAGCUUUUCAUCUGGCAUGCAGAGAUGGUUGUCUUCACCUGUGUCUCCUCUUUCCGCCAAGCAACUUCAAGACAUAGCAUUACACCAACACCCGGCAGCUGCAGCAGCACUGUACAGUGCCGAGCACCACUUCUAUGGGGUCCGUUCUGCAUCUUCAGCAGAUGUAACACCUCAGCAAUUGCGUGCUCAGGAUAUGCCUAACAGGAGGCAGCCGUUCACUCCAAAGCAUCAGUUGAAAAGAAAUCCUAAGAGCUACGAUAUGAGCAGUAGUCAUUCGCUCAUGGGACACCCUUCUCCACUAUCGAAAAGUGCUCGAACACAAAGGGAUCGGCGCAUCAAAGUGAAGGAAGACGCUAUUGCUGAGCAGCCACAGGGUGCUGAACUGCACGAGCUUCUGGAUAGUGACGUUCUGCGUCAAGCUCUUAUUAUGGCGCUAGCGCAACAGCUCAUCGGCCCCCAGGUGAAUCAGCUUUCGGUUGAUCAAAUAAUCAUCAUUUUGGACCUGGCGGUCAAGCUUGCUGUCAGCCUCCAACCCACUGGAAGUCAGACUGAACUUCACGAACAACCCACCACAGCGGCUGUUUCAAUGAUAGAUUCGACCCCUCCCAACGUGGCUUCUAGCGCGUAUGGCGGCCAAACUAUAUCGGACGAUCUUUUCGGAGAUGCCACCUCAUCGUCUGGCUCUGGUACAUCAUGUAGACAGGCUUUUAUCGAGGACUCCUACCCCUCGGCAACACAGGCGCUAAUUGCCCAGCUAAAGAAGCUCGCACUUUCUGAUCCUUGCGGCGAUCAUACCGGGUCGUCAUCGGCAGCGGAAGAACAAUUUGAUGAGGCUGAAGGCUCAAGGCUCAGCAGUAUGCGAGGUGGUGGAGCCAUGUGGAGCGCAUGCACAUCGCCGAUCAUUGGCGAAUCUUCUCGGUCGUCCUUACUCCAUGUAGUCAAGAAUUCUGACCAUCUCGGGCACGAGGAACCACUGUCAUCGGGUACCGCCCGGUCCUUAACAACAGCGACAGCACAGCAAGCAGCAGUGAUAAUCGAGGACGCGUUGUGUUCCGAACAAAAAGCAUGCGUGGACGACCACGAUCUCGCCGAACGUGUUCGGAUCGGCUUGAUGGGAGCACUUGCCGAGGCAGGUUGCCAGUUGCCGCCAGAGGCCCAAACCUCUUGUGGUUUGACUAACUCCCCUGGGUUGGGGUCGCUCUGCGGUGGCGUUCGCAGUUCUGGAGGCACUGGCCAGGUGGUUUCCCUCCCAGCUCCCGCGGCAAGCGUGCAGAAACGCUCUGUUGAUUUUGGAUCGAGGCCAGGAGACGAUAUAUUUUCACCCCAGACCACCACAUGCUCACCUAGUCCAUUCGCCGGUCAGGUCUGCUCUCCUCAGUCCCGCACUGCUGAGUGCACCCCCGCUCCUCCUCCAUCGUUUUCGGCUACUGCUGCCUUGGAUAGUGUAAAGCAUGUCUUACGAGGCAUGCACCAGAAGAAUCGAGUCGAUCAUCAACAAACCAAAGAGUUCCGUGUCGAUCAUCAUAAUACUGCUUCUGAAUCUGCAGCUGCCGCAGAUGUGGUCCCCACUGAUCUCUGCUGCUCCCAUGAAAUUGUUCGACGGGUCUGGCAGACACCGAAGUUGCGUAGUCCCCCUCCACUUGUGGUAAUCCAUACAAAUCAGUAA